GCGCAGCGGGAGGAGGGAGGGCGUGCAUGAGAGAAAGAGAGAGCGAGGGAGCGCGCACAAGCAUCAAGUCCCCGCGACCACAUCCACCAUCGUUCCACCGUAAGCUCCCGGUGCCACAGAAGAGCAGAAAGCCGCAUCAUAAUGGACGGAACAAAGCCGGCCAUGGAGUCCAACGCGGAGGAGCCUCAAGAUGAAGGACAGGAGAGCAAAGGAUGCUUUGAGUGCUGCAUCAAGUGUCUGGGCGGGGUGCCCUACGCCUCCCUGGUGGCCACCAUACUUUGCUUCUCUGGCGUGGCCCUGUUCUGCGGCUGCGGGCACGUGGCGCUGACGGGCACGCUGACCAUGCUGGAGAACCACUUCUCCAGGAUUACCAGCGACCACGCCACCCUCACAAUGGUGAUUCAGAUCUUUCAGUACAUCAUCUACGGCAUCGCCUCCUUCUUCUUCGUCUACGCCAUCAUCCUGCUGGCUGAGGGCUUCUACACCACCAGCGCCAUCAAGAAGGAGCUGCAGAGUGACUUCAAGACCACCGUGUGCGGACGUUGCAUCACUGCCUUUUUCAUGUUCCUGACCUACAUCCUCACCCUGGCCUUUCUCGCCAUCUUCGGCUUCACGGCCGUCCCGGUGUUCCUCUUCUUCAACAUGUGGAACACCUGCGCUGCCAUGAGGUCCCCGGACUCCAACAUCACCUCCCCUGACUCCAUCUGCGUGGACGUCAGGCAGUACGGUGUUAUUCCAUGGAACGCCACUCCGGGAAAGGCUUGUGGUGCCACUUUGGGAGACAUCUGCAACACGAGUGAGUUCUACCUGUCCUACCACCUCUACAUCGUGGCGUUGGCCGGUGCCGGAGCUACUGUCAUUGCACUGAUUCACUAUCUGAUGAUCCUGUCAGCCAACUGGGCCUACCUGAAGAGCGCCGUCUCCACGCACGACUACCAGGACAUCAAGACUAAGGACGACCAGGACCUGGAGGCGGAGGCUCGCUCCAAGGAGGGCCAGAACUCGUCAUCCUACUCAUAAGGACGAGCGACCCUGCUCCGAGCACCACCCAUUUAACCCUCGCACCGCCAACCGACCCCACCACACCCAGCACCCACCGGCCCCUUCUAUAGAAAAAAACAAAAAACAAACAAAAAAAACCACCCCUGGUUAUAUUUGAUCGUCCCGCAAGCUCCUGAGUCUCUCUGCUCUUCCCUUCGGCCAUGUUGGGUCAUGUGGGCGUGUCCUCCCACCAGAAGGGAACAGGAUUGAGGGUCAGGAGAACCGGCAAGCCCCCAAAAAGGCUUCAGAACGGGUCGAGCUCGCCCGCCGGGAUUGAGCUCAUGCACGGUCCAUCGGUUCCGAAGCAUCUACGGGUUGUCGGGCUGCAGUGGUCCGGCCGUAAUGGCCCCGCCCUCCCUGAGCCAGCACAGCCUCUUGAUACACGGCUCCCUGCAGCCAAAAUAAACAUUGUUUACUGUCCGCACCCUCCACGGGGGAACCCAGACAGCGAACAAUUUCCUCUUUUUUUGAUGUUUUAUAUGCAUAUAUAUAUAUAUAUAUAUGAAUAUGAAUAUGAAUAUACUGUGUGAAUGUGUGCGAAUGUUGUUGUUUUUUAAUACUCGGUAUGCCAGGUACUCAACAUCUUCUUUUGUUCUCCCUUUCCUUUGACUCUGCAUCCCUGGUGUUGCUGUCCAAAUAGAGACCCUCCCCGUACAGGAACCCACACAGUUGGCAGUGAAAACGCCACGAUGAUGGAGUGGCGUCUCAAGGACGCGUGACAUGCAUGAUUUGGUAUUUUGGGAAACGCUUACCUCUGCGUACAUUUCUUCAUUUAGGAUGUUCUUUUGCUAACCUUGUUUCUUUACAGAAAUAAAAUAAGGCUAUGAAUAGCAUUUAGCUUUGCACAAACACUGGAGAAAGCUGGAUAAGCCACAGUCUCCAAAUGACUUCAAAUUCACUUUCCCUGGUGGUCCUCGGGUUCCGUUCCUACACCGUCCAAUUUUAGUGUAGGUUGGACAUGAACUACAGUAAUAAGAACACCAAAUACAAGAAUGAAACAAAACGAUCAACGAAAAGAGAACAAAAAAACCACGAUCCCGCUUGGUUAUUUCUGUCGCUUUCAUAGGAGCAGAUCCUUUAACAUUCCCAGGAUACUGCAGUGACCUCAGCAAUUCCAACAUCCAUCCAUCUUCUACCGCUUAUCCCAGGUCGGGUUGCAGGGGCAGCAGCCCACGAUGAGAAGCCCAGACUUCCCGCUCCCCGGUCACUUCAUCCAUCUCCUCCCGGCGGAUCCCGAGGCGUAGUCUCUCCAACGUGUCCUGGGUCGGACGUGCCCUGAACACCUCCCCGGGGGGGCGUCCAGGAGGCAUCCUGACCAGAUGCCCGAGCCACCUCAUCUGGCUCCUCUCAAUGCGGAGGAGCAGCGCUUCUACUCAGAGUUUCUCCCGGAUGACGAAGCUUCUCACCUUGUCUCUAAGGGAGAGCCCACUCACCCUACGGAGAAAACUCAUUUGGGCCGCUUGUACCUGCCCUCUUGUCCUGUCAGUCACGACCCAAAGCUAAUGACCAGGUGAGGGGAGGACCGUAGAUCGAUCGGUAAAUUGAGAGCUCAGCUCCCUCUGAAGCCGUAAACGUGACACAAGUCCUGACUGUGUGCAGGAGGAGGAGGAGGACAGCGUAGUUUGCUGAUGUUGUUUUGGCGUGGCUCAACUGGCAGGAGCCUCUUCUGUUUUUGCAAUCAAGACACUGUUGAUCAACCUCCUCGUCAUCCUUCCACCGUCCAGGUAGACGUUGCAAUAUGAGGUUUAUCCUUCAUGAUCGUGUUUACGGACCAAAAUUACAAGAGCGGAACGUCCUAAGACGGGACGCCAUGAAACCGAGGACCGCCCGUACAAACAUGGGCUAGAUUAGCUUAGUUUGCUAGUUUUCACUCUCCGCCGUGUGCUACCCUCUAGAAUCACAGCAGCAUCUAAUAGUCCAACUCUACCGUCUCUGCAAGCUAACCUUUCCCAAUCAAAACCUUUUCUUUGCCAGCAAACCUCCGGUGUGGAAUCCAGCUGUUGUGUCUUUUAGCAUCCGAAAUGCUUACCUGAACCACACCCCCACGCAUGAAAAAGGCUUCCUUUUACGGGAAAGCCACGCUUGUAAAUAAAUAGACUGAGAACAGCGUCGGUGUUGCCGUGCUACUCUGCAUCCUUUUCACAAACGUGUCAACGUUCCCUUCGUGUGCGUUUAGCGCUCAAAUACUAACCCUGCGUUUGAUAGAAUUGUUACGUAACAUCACAGUCACGACACGAGGGCUUGAGGUGCUUGUGAUGUGUGCAUUUAAAAAAUGUCAAAGAAUUCAUUUUGAAUGAAUUGUGUGUCGGUGAUGAUGACUUUUUUUUGUUAUGUUUUAUUUUCUGGGACGGCCAAGCCAAAAUAGCCACGCCGAGUAUGUUAAUGGGGUUUUCUUUCAUUCUCUAAAAGCCCCUCUGAUGGGCCACAUAGACUGUUUUUGGAUGUUUACACUCGGGACGAAACGAGUCAGGAAUUUUAUAAUCCGAUAUCAUUUAUUGAUCAUAAUCUAUGUCGUACAAUUGAUGAUCACCGCUUGGUCUGCCCUCAGAAGGAGGAAAAAAAGACAAUUGAUGAUGAGAUGAAGCAUGUUGGUAUUGUGUGCAGCUGUCUGUUCUGUAUAAAAGCAGCCUUUCUUGCCGUGUGUUACGUUGGAUGAAUAUACGUGCUCUGCCGCCACGUGGAUGUAAAGGCAAACUUCCAUUUCCUGUGAGACGACGCGUGUCGGGUUGUUGUCGUUUCCUUGUUAAUUGCAUGGAGGAGACAUGACUGUCUUUGCAGUUUUUUCAGGUGAUGUGUAGUCAAUUGUAUGACAACUUUGGUAGGCGGUGUGUUUUGCUCCCCCUCCCUCUGCACCCCUGCCCUUUUUCUAAACAAAAAAAAAAAACAAACAAAAAAAAAUCCAUUGUACUUUGAUGGCAUUGUAGUCUCUGUAGGUGUUUCCUUAUGCUUUUUAUUUGAAGUUGGAAAUAGAUUUAUGACUCCUACACCGUGAUGGUUUUUGUAACCUUCUCUAGUAAAAUCGGUAUUUUUUAUUAUCGUG
Molecule: messenger RNA, 4081 nt
Organism: Dunckerocampus dactyliophorus (ringed pipefish)
Lineage: Eukaryota; Metazoa; Chordata; Actinopteri; Syngnathiformes; Syngnathidae
Product: neuronal membrane glycoprotein M6-b-like
Exons: 7
Coding region: 142-1020 (292 amino acids)
Biological process (GO): central nervous system myelination; axon development
Cellular component (GO): plasma membrane; myelin sheath
Molecular function (GO): structural constituent of myelin sheath
Source: RefSeq, a predicted model, not a curated record